Anguilla anguilla (European eel) is the source of this 4830-nucleotide messenger RNA. It is a transcript of the gene erlin1, whose product is annotated as ER lipid raft associated 1. The transcript has 12 exons. Gene Ontology annotation, cellular component: endoplasmic reticulum membrane; endoplasmic reticulum. The record is from RefSeq and is a predicted model, not a curated record. Lineage: Eukaryota; Metazoa; Chordata; Actinopteri; Anguilliformes; Anguillidae. Gene Ontology annotation, molecular function: ubiquitin protein ligase binding; cholesterol binding. Gene Ontology annotation, biological process: SREBP signaling pathway. Bases 166 to 1227 code for a protein of 353 amino acids.
AGUUCACCCGGAAGGGAAGACUGGUCGUGUUGUCGGAGUGGUUUUAGCUUAUGCCAGUGCACAAGUGAAAUACAUGAUACCGCUAGUAAUUGCUAUUCAAUGAACAUGGGUAGUCGGACGGAAAUUAAAUGAUAAUAGUUGUAGAAGAGGUGUCUGAUCGAAAGGAUGGUAAUGGCGCAUGUCGGGGCUGUAGUUGCUGCCAUCACGGGGGUGUUGUUCAUCCUGCUACACUCGUCCAUACACAAGAUUGAGGAAGGACACCUGGCUGUUUACUACCGGGGCGGGGCUUUGCUGACCGCUCCCAAUGGACCAGGCUACCACAUCAUGCUGCCCUUCAUAACCACGUACAGAUCCGUACAGACAACCCUUCAAACGGACGAAAUAAAGAACGUGCCUUGUGGAACAAGUGGUGGCGUCAUGAUCUACUUUGACCGAAUCGAGGUGGUGAACAUGCUGGUGCCCUCUGCAGUGUUGGAGAUCGUGAAGAACUACACCGCGGAUUACGACAAGACGCUGAUAUUCAACAAGAUCCACCACGAACUCAACCAGUUCUGCAGCGUCCACACUCUCCAAGAGGUCUACAUCGAAUUAUUCGACAUCAUAGAUGAGAACCUGAAAAUCGCCCUCCAGAAGGACCUGAACGUCAUGGCACCUGGGCUCACCAUCCAGGCGGUUCGUGUCACCAAGCCGAAAAUCCCAGAGUCGAUCAGAAGGAACUUUGAGCUGAUGGAGGCAGAGAAGACCCGUCUGCUCAUCACAGUUCAGACUCAGAAAGUGGUGGAGAAAGAGGCGGAAACGGAGAGGAAGAAGGCCAUUAUCGAGGCCCAGAAGUCGGCCCAGGUGGCGGAAAUUAAUUUCCAGCAGAAGGUGAUGGAGAAGGAAACGGAGAAGAGGAUUUCUGAAAUCGAGGACGGGGCGUUCUUGGCCAGAGAGAGGGCCAGAGCCGACGCAGAGUUCUACACCGCGGCAAAGUACACCGAGGCCAACGCGCUUAAGCUGACCCCCGAAUACCUGGAGCUAAUGAAGUACCAGGCCAUCGCGGCCAACAGCAAGAUCUACUUCGGCCAGGACAUACCCAGCAUGUUCGUGGACAACAGCGCCCCCUCUGGCACGAGGCCAGACGCGACGGACUCCCCCGAGCAGUCUGAUGCCAUGGGCAAGGCGGAGAAGCACAGGAAAGGAGGGCGCUCGGCAACAAGAGACCCCAAAACAAGCCCUGAGGACUGAGGGGCCCCAUCCAGCGCUGGGGGCCCCUGGCCUCUCUAAGGGGCCCCACCCAGAGCUGGGGGCCCCUGGCCUCUCAGACCUGAAGAGUUUGUGUGGCAUGCUUUUGUACUUUUUUUUUUUUUCUUUCCUGGGGUUGGAUUGAUGGCAGCAGAGGUAAUCCCAGGCUGCUGGUGUGUUGGGGGUGAAUGAUGCAUCUGGUUUUUCAAAGGGAUAGAUAGAGGGAAGCGGCUGGAUUCAGUCUUUAAGCAGCAGGACAGACCGAUUUGGAGAUAAAAUGGCAGCAAUCGCCUCAAACACCGCUGCCCAAAUGAGGCGGGGUGUCGAUAAAGUUUCACCACUGUUAGGUGGAGUGAAGCCGCACUCUGUCCUCUGAAUGUUUAUCAAAGUGAUCUAUUUUUAUGCAGAAGAGAAUGCUUGUUUCCUAGCUUCCUUUUGUUUUGAAUGUUCCUGUUGGUGUAAUACUGUUGUAUCAGUGCAGAGGCUUGAUUUUGAUAAAAAGGUUCCUAAUUAAUUGCGUUCCUCAUUUUUGCUACUGGAAUGGCCAGGAUUCACACUAAUUAUCAUGGAGGGUGCUUUAUGCGUCUGGAAAAUGGCACUAUGAUUUUUUUUUUUUUCUUCUUCAAGGUAUUAUUUUAAUGCCUUUUCUUUUGCUUGAGGGAAUAGGUGGUGCGUUGACAUGUGAGCAGUUCGUGUUGCGUAGGGAGUGCAGUAGUUCACACGUUGCCAUGGUUAAAAUUCAGCGAUUUACAUUUUUUUUUUUUUUUUGAAAGUUGGUUCAGCUCAUUAAUAACGUACCAGCGAUCAUUAGCAUUAAGAUCCCACAGGAUAGAAAGUUGUUGGAGGAACAAAGUCUCUGACCUGUGCUGUUACUGCUCAGGUGUUUUUUUUACGGCUGAGUUUUAUGGGCAUAAACCCUGCUGUGGAUAUGAAUUCCGUGUCUUUGGUCUAAGGCUGAACCGGUCUGGAGUAACCAGGUGCUCACAGGCUCUUAGCCAGCCACAGAAAUUAUAAACAGGUGGAGGUAGGGUCUUUUUUUUUUUUUUUUUUUUUUGGGAAUGGCGCUCCAGAUUGUGUGUUCUGUGAAAGCGCAGAGUGGAUUUUAAAAGGCUUCUCCCCCCUUGUACACCUGAGGUCUGUGCAUACGGGUGCACUACGGCGCUAGAAACGAGCCUCGCUAGUCAACGAGGAUCGCGCGUUAAUCCGGGGAGAUGUUUUCAAUUGCGUGCAACGAAUUACGAAGCAGUCGCGAUCGAUUUGUCGUUGUUUUAUUGAUCCCUCCACUGUUGGCUCCUAAAAAAAAAAAAAAACAUAUCUGUGGUCUAGACAUCUUACUGUCCGCGUCCUGCAUCCGAAACGCGCCCGCCUGUGCUGUUUGAGUGCGUGCAGCAGUGAAAUGCUUCCCUCGGGUUCAUUUCUCCACAUGAUCGGUGUGUUUUAUGACCGUAUUAGUAGGCAGAUCCAUUUACCAUCGAAAACAAACUUUGGAGAGAAGGCGUUCUUAAAGAGCCAUGCUUAUACAGGCUCAUACUGCUGUUUACUGAACUGUCACAGUCUCUGGUACCAAGGAGUGUGUAUAAUCUGUCUGAUUACAUGGUGUUUAUGACGACUGUUUGAAGAUCAGUGAAGUUCUGUUUGAGUUUUGUUUGUCAUUUCCAUUUAAAUCGCACUGAAAGUGACAAACUAAUCAUCAAGGGCUUGUGACUCAUUUAACAGUGGAAAAGGAACAGAAUCCCUCCCGUUUUAAUGUGUUCUGUUAAUUUUGUUCUUUUUUCCCUGCUUUCACUAUGGGUCCAACUGAAAAAAGCCAUAUGUUUCCGCCACCAGGGGGAGCACUUUCACUCCCUUUGUACACUACCGGCCAUAAUUUACUUUCAAAGGGUUUGUCAAUGUGCUAUUUAGAGAGACAGCCAUUUAAUAAUAAAAUAAUAAAAUGUACUGGAGCAUUAAUAUAAUUAACUUGUUUGGCACUCUGUCUCACAAGAAAGAUAAAUGUAUAUUUGCAAUUUGACUGGACUUUACAAAUAACUAACCUGUAGCUGAUUUAGUUUAGUUUCUUUGAUUAAAUUUCUGUUUCCCUAAUGGGUUAAUUGGUGAAGUUCAGAUUGCAGGUGGUGGGAAAACUGUCUGUUUGAAAGGGGUGAAAUAUUAUUUGAACACACUGAUCAAAUGCAGAAAGUGUGCGCAUGUGUAAUGUCAUUAAUGUGAUCUCUAACUGUGAGGUUCUAAUUCUGUGUGCUUUGAUUAUGUUGAGGUCUUGCUGGACAUAUGUUUAAAUCCUUUUUGGCUUAAUUCAAGAGAGUAAUCUUACUCUAGGUAAAUCCCUAUACAAGAAAGGGCAGUUGUCCUUUGAAGCUAAUGAAGAAUCCAGAAUUUUAUGAUGUGAAUUAUAGUUAAAGAUUAUGAAAACAUUUUAAUUAGCUGCGUAAUCUUUAAAAAAUAUAAGGCUGCAUAAAUAUGGCUAUUGUGGGGCUUGUGUCAAUAACUGAUAUUUUGCUAGCCUUACUGGCUGAUGUUUUGCAUUGUAACACGCACGAAAACUGCAGCCGAGUUGGCACGUUCAUGGAGGAAGUUGUUCAGCGCAAACCUGGACUUACGAAGGGAACGUGUAACAAAUUCUAUUUGUGUGGGGCGGGUGGAAAAAAAAUCCAGCUUUCUUUAUUGAACAGAGCGCGUGCGUUUUGAGAGCCACUGAGUCUGCGUUGCGGUGCCUGUGAAGGCUCAGAUGACUGUGAUUUAGGCCACUUGAUGAGCGUGACAGUUCCACUUCAACGAUGCUGCAUCAGCAAUGCGUCCGAUACGUCCCCCCUUCCCCCCCCCUCAGUGUGUGUAUGUGGGCCUGUCAGACCAGCCGUAGUCCCAGGCUGUGGGCUGUAGCCAAUAGGCUCAUUUGAACGCUUGUCGGCCGAUACUGAUCCGACUCUGAUGCUAUUGUGCGCCCCCUGUAGGCUGUCUUUUGUAUUGACCCUGUGCUUGAAGGGGAUGUGGUUUAAAGGGCCCCUCCAUUUGUUUUGUGAGGACAUUACUCCCAGCCUGGGAAAGUGAUUGUUUACAAGCUAUGCAGCAAAAAAUAUGAACACGUUUUCUAUUCAUGUCAAAGUAAACGCUUGCCCCAGCGGCGGUUCCACUGAAAUGCUUACUGAUUUUCCUCCGAACAUUCAUUUCGGCUUCUGCUUUGACAGACCACCUGAAUUAUAAUAUUUUAGAGAGCAGGCCUGGGAGUUUAACUGAUUAACUCUAGGCCAAAAAAAGCUGAUGUUGUCGCACCAUUUUUGAAACCACUGCAGAAAUUUGUGGAUCUGUGGGAAUUUAUAACCCAUUUUUUGCUUGAAUGUUUAGUGCAGUCAAUCAUACCUGAAAUAAUAUCUGAAGUCUGCUUGUUUAACAGUGGUAAUUGUUUUUUUUUUAUUUUUUUGCUUGUUCCUGAAGAGGAAUGUGAUGCAAAGAGUGAAAUAUAAUUUUCAUCAACUGAUACAAUUUAGCAAAUAAUUCUUUUUUUUUUUUUUUUUUUUAAAGAUAUCUCCUCACAUUGAAAUGUUUUUUAAUGAACUUUGCAUAAAGUUUUGACAAUGUUCACUUAAAAAUAAAAAAUAUUUUGAUAGCAAA